Lodderomyces orthopsilosis Co 90-125 is the source of this 495-nucleotide messenger RNA. RefSeq lists its product as uncharacterized. NCBI's taxonomy places the organism in Eukaryota, Fungi, Ascomycota, Pichiomycetes, Serinales, Debaryomycetaceae. The record is from RefSeq and is a predicted model, not a curated record. The coding region runs from base 1 to 495 and encodes 164 amino acids. The transcript has a single exon.
AUGUUAAGACAGGUACUCAGAACCAAAAUCAACAAAGAAAUUCCCAAAACGAUUGCUCCUGUCAUCGCAUGCAGAGGUUACUUGACAUUCCCCAAAGCUCUUCCAACUUUUCCCCAAGACUUUUUCGAACAUGAUUGGUUAAGUGACUCAUCAAUCACCAAUUACUUUAAGACCAAACAAACACCUCAACUGUACCAAUUCACCAUAACUGACCCAAAUAUCAAAAACAAAGAUGUCAAGAUUGAUUUUUGCAAACCUGAUAAUGCAUUAUUGGUUUCGAUUAAUCAAAAAUUGAAUGAACAAGGUAAACACAGUCAAUCUAAAUUUGUUAGUGUUUUCACCAAUAAAUAUGUGUUUGAUAAACCGGUCAAUUAUAAUGACAUCAAUGCUGAUCAUGAUGCUAAAACUGGAGAGAUUGUUAUUACUGUUCCCAAGUUGGAAAAGGAUGAUGAUAAUUUGAUUAAUGUAAAAUUGAAUCACAAAUCGAACAAAUAA